This is a messenger RNA of Sordaria macrospora k-hell, 1101 nucleotides long. RefSeq lists its product as uncharacterized. Lineage: Eukaryota; Fungi; Ascomycota; Sordariomycetes; Sordariales; Sordariaceae. The record is from RefSeq and is a predicted model, not a curated record.
AUGGGUACGGUGAUGAUGAUGCACACUCUACUCGUUCACGAGGCAGAAUACCACGACCAUCAACCAUUGUACGGCGACCAUCCACCAUCGGCACUCUCUCACCUCGUACCCGAUCUCCCAUCGACCAAAGCCGUCGACAGUCAAUGCGACCAGACAACCUCUAUGUCUACGGGUCAGAUCAUCACCGAAGAGAUUCCGUACGAUCAAGACCAAGGCGGGAACCACACCACCACGUGCACACAACCCUUCCACUACCCCAACUACACCGACGACGACGAGCGGGAAGACACCUACCACAGAAACAACAAUAACAACAGUAACAACCCCCGUCGCUACCACCGCCGUCGCGCAUACUCCAACCCCCCUAUUCCUUCCCGUCACCCUCACCGUACCCAAUCCCGCCGCCGCCCCUCCCUCUCCUCAACCCUCAACUUCACAAAAGACCUCAAAGACCUCAAAUACUCCCCCAAAGCCGCCUCCCUCCUCAAAGCCGCCUCGCGCGCCCUCGAAGCUGGCGCCGCCACCGCCCUCAAGCUGCGCAAGGACUCACCCUCCACUCCCCUCUUUUCCGCGGCCUCCGGCUCGAAAAUCGCCGCAGCAGCGCUCGGCGCCGCGGUCGUGGACGGACUGAUGGAGCAUGAACAUCAGCGACAUCCGAAGCUAAUGCGGAAGGGGGGACUGAGACAUCAGAUGGUUAAGCAGGUGGUGCAGAGGGGGGUGGCGGGGUUGGUGGGAGGGAUGAUUGAGGAAGGGUUGACUGGUGGUGGUGGUGGUGACUGUGGUGGUGACCGUGGGAAGGAGGAAGAAGGGAAAAAAGGGAGGCGCCCCGGGAAGAAGGAAAGUGUCAAGAGGGUUGUUAAGGGGGCGGUUAUGGAUUAUGAGAAGUGGGAAAAGGGGAAGGGCGGCGAUGAUGGUGGUGGUAACGGAAGUGGGAAGGAGGAGAAGGGGGGAAGGGGGAGGAGGGGCAGUGAGAGGGAGAGGGAGAGGGAAAGGGAAAGAGAUACUGAUGGAGAGGGAAGAAGAAGGGAAAGAAAGAGGGAGAGAGAGAGGGAGAGGGGAAGGGAGGGAAGUUCCAACCUUAGCACCGAGCCUGGCAUGUGA